Molecule: messenger RNA, 4615 nt
Organism: Rhineura floridana
Lineage: Eukaryota; Metazoa; Chordata; Lepidosauria; Squamata; Rhineuridae
Product: ADAMTS-like protein 2
Exons: 18
Coding region: 184-3180 (998 amino acids)
Biological process (GO): extracellular matrix organization
Cellular component (GO): extracellular matrix
Molecular function (GO): metalloendopeptidase activity
Source: RefSeq, a predicted model, not a curated record
GCCGCCCAGGAGCCGCCGGGUUGCGCCGCGCUCUCGCAGCCACCCAACAGGUUGGAAAGUCAUUAAUUACUUACUCGGCCAUGCAGGUUUGCGCUCAGACGGCUCCUCUUGCCGCCGCCGCCGCCGGGGCUUUGCUGCUGUUGCGGCCGCCUUCUUGCUGCCCAUGGAGCACUAGCGCGCACGAUGGCCGCGCCUCCCGCCUUCUCCUCCCUCCGGCUCCUUGCGCCGCCGACGCUGCUCUUGCUGCUUGCCUGUUCCCUCCGUGCUAAGGACAGUAGUGAGGCAGCGGAAGGACAUGGCACCUGGAAUGAAGAGGUCACCAAGUGGUGGGGGGAAUGGAGCUCCUGGUCUACGUGCUCCCGCACCUGCGGAGGGGGUGUGAUGUCCCGGGAGAGGCAUUGCUUACGGCAGCGGCUACAAGUAUCUCAGAGGACAAACAGCAGCAUGUGCAUGGGUCAGUCCAAGCACUACCAACUGUGCCAACAACAGCUUUGCCCUGCCAACACAGCCAGCUUCAAGCAGCAUCAGUGCGCCAGUUUCAACGCCAAGGCCUUUGGGAAGCAUUAUUAUCACUGGAUGCCUCUCUAUCCAGAUGAUUACACCAGCAUCUCUAACAAGCCGUGUGAUCUCCAGUGCACCACCAGGAACGGAGAGAGGCAGCUGAUGGCACGAGCCCAGGAUGGCACAUCGUGCAAGGACAGGGCCUACCAAGGGGUUUGCAUCGAUGGGAAGUGUGAGCCGAUAGGGUGUGAUGGCAGCCUGUAUUCUUCCCAGGUGAUGGACCGAUGUCGAGUAUGCGGAGGAGAUGGAAGCACUUGCUACCGAGUCUCUGGUAGUUUCCGAAAGGGGAUCUCACAGUUAGGAUAUGUGUUCAUCACCAAUAUCCCUGCUGGUGCUACAGACAUUCUCAUUAUAGAGCGAAGAAAAACGGAGAACAUCCUAGCACUAGCUGAUGAAGCUGGGCACUUCUUCUUCAAUGGGAAUUCUGCUAUUGACAAUCCACAGAACUUCAGAGUAGCUGGCACUGUGGUCAAAUACCGCCGGCCUUCCAACCUCCACUCUGAUGGCCUUGAGUACAUUAUUGCGCAGGGGCCCACCAACCAGUCUCUCAAUGCCAUGUACUAUAACUUCAAUGGGAAAAUCCCCCAUGUAACAUAUGACUACACUGUGCCAAGGGUGCUGUCACCGGCUCUUCAAACUGUUCCUCCGGUAAUCAAGAUGCCUAGUCUCUCUCUUCACUUGCCAGAGCCCAACCACAGCCACAAUCGCCAAGAUGCAAUCUCAUCCAUUCCCCAAGAUUUCAAUGCCACUUGGUUAUCUCUUGCACCUGAUGACAUAGAGGAACGUUUCCCACAGGGGGAAGAGCAUGGAAGCAUAGCCUUCAAAGGCCAGAAUUUCUUCCCAAUUAAUUCCACUGUUCAAGGCAGGGACUGGGACUGGAAACACGGGGCAGAUGAUGGAAAGUUUGGGUUCCAAGUCCAACGGGUCUAUCACACAAAUGGAGCAGGUGAUGACGAAGAGAUGGCAGUAGGCAGAGAAACAGAUCUAGCUGCCAGACUCAAUUAUAUUACAAUCAGCACAGCCAUGCCUCAGGGUGCAGCGAGGCCUGAGUUCCAAGAAACCAGCAGGAUCGGGCAACGCCUCUUCAGGAAAUUGUGUCUCCAAGAUCCACAACAUGCUGCUUUUUGUAGGGGAUUUCAUUACCUGACAAUUAAGCUGGGGAGGAAGAAUUCAACAGUUGGAUUUUGGGGUAACAAUUUGGUAGAGUGGUCAGAAGGGUUGCAUAAGCGACCUGCGAAAAAGAACUUUCUAGAGGAUGUGAAUGCUGAAGCUGACACAGUGGACGAAGCAGCAAAUGGCACUGUGAUGGCAACAGUUUCCGAGCCCAGUUCCAGCACCGGCCUUCAGACUAACUUCGGGAACAAACAGCGCUCGGAACCUCUUCGGGCUCCUGGCACUGAAAGCAAUGACUUUGAGCUGAAUCCCCUUGGCCAUGAUGACAUCAGCCUGGCUGACAUGUAUCGCUGGAAAGUGUCAGCCUAUGCUCCUUGCAGCUCCACGUGCACAUCAGGGAUCAGCAGCUCCUACGCCAUGUGUGUCCGUUAUGAUGGCGUGGAAGUGGAAGAAGCAUAUUGUGAUGCCCUCACUCGUCCUGAACCCACCCACGAAUUCUGUGCAGGCAGAGACUGCCAGCCUAGGUGGGAGACUAGCCGGUGGAGUGAGUGUUCCAGGACCUGCAGUGAAGGCUAUCAGUAUCGAACUGUGCGCUGUUGGAAGAUGUUGGCUCCAGGUUUUGACAGCUCUGUGUACGAUGAUAUGUGUGAGUCAGCUGGGCUAGCCAGGCCCAUGGAACGGAAAUCGUGCAAGAACAAAGCUUGUGGGCCACAGUGGGAGCUCUCAGAGUGGUCUGAGUGUUCUGCUCGGUGUGGUGGUCCAGGGACAAUGAAGAGGGAAGUGCGCUGCUCAGUAGAACCUAAUCUGUGCAAUGAAUCAGUGAGGCCUGUCAGUGAGCGGGAAUGCGCAGGUCCUCCCUGUGACCGGCACUGGACUGCCUCUGACUGGGGACCGUGCUCAGGAUUGUGUGGCGAGGGACAAAUGAGCCGCUUUGUCACAUGCCGCAAUUUGGAAGGGAAGGUGAUCUCAGACUCCCAAUGUAACCCCAACACCAAGCCUCUAGCAAUCUAUCCAUGUGGAGAUCAGAACUGCCCUGCACAUUGGGUUGAGCAGGAAUGGGAUCAGUGCAAUGCCACGUGUGGCCGAGGCGUCAAGGUACGGACAGUGCUAUGUGUGGGGAUAGAGAACGGACUGUACAAGGAGUACCCUGGGAAGCAGUGCAAUGCUCUCCCAAAGCCAGAAGUCCAGGCAUCCUGCUUCAAGAGACCCUGCUCAACAUGGUUUUCCACCUCGUGGUCCCAGUGCAGCAAGACCUGUGGCACAGGGCUGCGUUUCCGCGAGGUAAAAUGCUACCAAGGAGAAGUCCUAGGGCAAGGCUGCGAGUCAGCUGCCAAGCCUGAAGCCAAGCAGACAUGCCAGUUACCGUUGUGUCCCACAGAUGCCCCAGAUGAAAACUGUGAAGACAAAGCAACAGCUAACUGUGUGCUGGUCCUAAAGGUGAAGCUCUGUUCACACUGGUACUACAGAAAGGCUUGCUGUAAAUCUUGUAGGAGCAAGUCACCCUGAUUCCACACCUGGCUGUUUAACUUCCCUGCCUGGAACAAGGAGCAAAAUGUCCUUAAGAGACAGAAGACAUGACUGAAAUCUGCAUUCUAGACCAGAAGCCAUGGUUCUUUGCUUGCAGCAGCCCCUGGAGAACAUCCUAUCCAGCUACUAAAAUCUUUUCUGUAGCAGUCAAAAGGACCCUGUUUACAGGGCCUUUUCAGAAGAUGUCAGAUCUCUAGACACCAACAUAUAACUAUCAGGCUUCACAGUGAUAUUUUAUUGUACAAGUGAAAUACGAAAAUCCCUGAUGUCCCCAUAUUGUGGAACACCUGGGGCUUAAUGAACUGCUACCCCUUCCUAUACUAGCAGGGCAUCCUUCACGUUCCUUUAGCCAGCCAGCUGUCCCGUUGAUGUUGGCAUUUUAUCCCUCCACAAAUCUAGCUGUUUCACAUCCAGGUGAACUCAGGCCUUUGCAUUUAUGUAAUGCUUCAGACAGUGCAAAGCACUUCGCAACCACUAGGACAUAAGGAGAGCCCUGCCAGGUCAGGCCAAAAAUCCAUCUGGUCCAGCAUCUUGCGAAGCCCAUCAGCAAGACAUGAGGGCAAUGGCCCUCUCCCGCUGUUGUUCCACAGCUGCUGGAAUUCCGAGACAUAUGUCUUGUAAAUAUGGAGUACCAAACAUGACGUAAUUUAGCCAAUACCAACUAAUAGAUCUAUUGUUUUUAUUGGAUUACUGUAUUUUAUUAAUUGUAUUUUAAUAAUUUUGUAAGUCGCCUAGAGUGGCCAUUGGCCAGAUAGGCGACGAAGAAAUUAAAUUUAUUAUUAUUAUUAUGGUUCAUGAAUUUAUCUAAUAUUCCUUAAAGCCAUCUGAGGUAGUGGUCAGCACCAAAGGGAGACAUAAAAUAGGUGCAACUAUGCUUUAGGAUAAGGAGUCAAGAGUGAGGCUUUGGGGAGGGCUCUGCUAAGGAGGAAACUGGCCCCUGGAGGAGGUCAUUGGGAGAAGGUAGAGGGUCCAUGUGAGGAAGCAACCCACUCUCCUCUUCUGAGGACUGCAAGAAAAAAAUCCUUGUAAGGAUCUCCCAACAGCAAUGCAUCACCAUUUUGCAAGCACUGUGUCAUCUCCACCCCACAAACUGAAGGCUGUGCAUUCCUCCUUUCCACUACCAGAGUAUGGAUCCUUCAGUUAAACAAAACAAAGUGGGGAGACAAUUUUUGUGACUCCUAGGAGGUAUUUUGGGGCAUUUGCAGAAAAGGAAGAAAGCCAGCAGGGGCAUGGUUGACAAUCAUGUGAAAACCUCAAGUGUGGAGGCCAGUCUUGCUCCUUCCAGCACAGUUUUAAAUGCCCAUGUCUGCACCAACUGUUUAAAUGCAAGUUUAUGAUAAUGUGUGGUCAGUUUCAAGCCUACUAGACUACGCACCAUCUUGCAUCUACCCCUUACUAUCCAUGCUCAAAUUUA